UUGUAUUUUCAGUUACAGCAGCACACGAUUGGUCGUAUUGGGGUCAAUAUGGUCCAGCGCAUUGGCCAGGAUUAUGUCUAACUGGAACGAAACAGUCACCAAUAAAUAUUCCUACCGAGACUACUACAAAGGCUGAUCUCGGUUUACUUAAAUUCAUAAGAUAUGAUUUUGCAUUUCCUGGCAACAUUACAAAUAACGGACACUCUGUACAAAUAAAAUUAAAUGGUGUACCAAUUCAUCUUGAAGGAGCGAAUUUACCGUCUACGUAUAUUUUAGAACAAGUUCACUUCCAUUGGCCUGCUGAGCACACUGUAGAUAACAAUCGCGAUGCACUAGAGUUGCAUUUUGUUCAUUAUAACAAUAAAUAUGAUAACGCCAGUGUGGCUUCACAACAUGAAAACGGAAUUGCUGUUGUCGCCGUUUUAUUCAAGUUGAAUACAAACGACAACUUGGCAAUAAUCCCAAUACUGAAAGCAACAGAAUCAAUAUCGAACGGGAUUGGAAAGAGUACAGAAUUAAUGGAACCGAAAAUUAUACCUUCACUCUUUUUACCAAAAGAUCAUACUACAUAUUAUCACUAUGAGGGAUCUUUAACCACCCCUGGCUGUCAAGAAACUGUAAUGUGGUUUAUUCUUACUGAGAAACUUUCAAUAUCCGAGAGACAGUUAAGUAUUUUUAAAUCGGUCGGAACGAUCAAUGGCACUUUGAGCUUUAAUUACAGGCCAGUUCAAGCACUUGGGCAGAGGAAAGUUUAUCAUCAUCUCGACCAAUACGCUACUGCAACUUUUCAUUCAUAUAAUUUAUUUUAUAUCUGUUCU
Molecule: messenger RNA, 818 nt
Organism: Ceratina calcarata
Lineage: Eukaryota; Metazoa; Arthropoda; Insecta; Hymenoptera; Apidae
Product: carbonic anhydrase 2
Exons: 5
Cellular component (GO): cytoplasm
Molecular function (GO): carbonate dehydratase activity; zinc ion binding
Source: RefSeq, a predicted model, not a curated record